Rubroshorea leprosula is the source of this 1373-nucleotide messenger RNA. Lineage: Eukaryota; Viridiplantae; Streptophyta; Magnoliopsida; Malvales; Dipterocarpaceae. The record is from the annotation of a GenBank genome assembly.
AAUCGUCGGCGGCUGCAGACCGAUUCUUAUGGCAAGGAAAUUGGUGGGUCCGCGGGGUUAGUGAUGGGAGCAUGAAAAUGAAACAUCUUUGUUUAUUACAAAUACAAAGCCCUGACCCGUACUUUUCUGCCAUUUUUUCCACUAAUGUAAACAAAAAUUUCCUACUUUUCUUUCUUCUCCUCCCUUAAACCCGCGUCUUCUUUCCCCUUUUAUUAUACCCGUCUCCGUGUCGACCUCCUCCUAUUCUUCGGUUAAAUUCUGGUUCCACCAUCUCUCAGGCAAGGCUGGCCUUGAAGAGGCAGAAACGGAGAAACUGAAGCAAUUCCUUCUGAUCUUCAAACCAGUUCGUCUCUCUUGGUUCAUAGUCAGAGAAACCUAGGUUAGUUAAAGUUGUAAUUUUGAUGAGCAGUAGGCUUCUGCUAUUUAUCCAUAUCCAAGCUGAUAAAUCAGGGUAUAACCAGCUUUUGUUUUCCUUUACCAAUAUAUUUCGCAUUAGUAGUUGAUUGUCAAGUCCAAUUGUGAUGAAAUACACACCGAUUCUGGCUUCAGAAGUUAAUGUUGUACACUAGGUUGUGGACGGUUGUGUUUUAAAAAGGGGGCUUUCUUGUUAUAGCAAGUGAUGCCCUGCUUUUUAUAUUCCAGGCAAGGUAACUUUUCUAUAUGCAUGAUAAUAAAGAUUUAGUGGUGUCUACUUUUCUCUUGGCGUGUGUUAUUUAGCUGAUUGGAUAUGAGUUGAAUAGUAUUAGUAGUUCCCUGAGAGCUGAGAGUGUUAAUUUGGAAGGAAGGUGUUUGAGCUGCUCUAUGCUUCAUGGGAACAGUGUUUUGCAGGCUGUUUCGUCGUUCUUUUUCAUUUUUAUUGUUUUCCACUUCUUUCCAUUGGUAGCAUGACCAUUUUUACAUAUCAACCGUUUUUUCAAAGCGUUUUUAUCAAGGAACUUUUGCAAGUUAUUCAUAGUUGUUUGUAUAGCAUCUUUGUUCAUACAUAAAUAGGAUGCUAAUCAGGAGGCUGUGGUUCGGUUAUUCUAAGGAUCUUGUCAUAUCCUUUAUUUUUUUAUAUUUAGUCCAGUCAUAGCUUUUAUCUUUCCUGGGGCUGAAGUUGAAACAGGAUAAGUAGUUGAGGAGGAUAACCUGGUUCGUGGCAUACAUAGAAAUUAGAAAAGAAGCAUGAUCCUUGUGAAGCAUGAUGUAAAAUGGAAUCUAUAUGGGGUUUGGUGCGUUGGACAGUGUACUAACCUUUAAAUUUGUGCAUAUAAUUUUGUCUCAUCUCUCACUCACGUAUUCACAAGGCUAUUUUGACAAAAUUGUUUCUGAGAUGUAUGCACAUGACUAGCGUAGAUAUGUCUCUAAAACUACAAUGAAUUUUCUACUCCAAU